AUGCUUAUAGAAGAUCACGAACCGAGGACGAUAGUUGUUGAAGAAAACGCCAUUUCUCAGGAUAAUUCAGAAGAUCCUGGCGCAGAAGAAACCACACAGAAACAAUUAAUAUCAGACAAAGAGACAACACUUCCGAAUGCAACGACUGAGCCUGGAGCAGUUCAAGAGGCUGUCGAAGAAAUGCCAAUGGAGAUCCAUGAUCAUAUACCAGAAAACAGUAGCGUAGGGCCUGAACCAACCAAUCAGACAAAUCAAUGGUCAAACAACCGAUCUCAAGACCGAGAAGAAUCAAGAGGAAACCAGCGUAUGUAG
Molecule: messenger RNA, 312 nt
Organism: Paramuricea clavata
Lineage: Eukaryota; Metazoa; Cnidaria; Anthozoa; Malacalcyonacea; Plexauridae
Source: the annotation of a GenBank genome assembly